AGGCCGUAAAUCCAGCUGGAACCCGUCCCUUCCAAGGCAACAAGCGACUGGCACUUCUUGACUCAGAAGGCGGAAACGAUAUGCUGCAGUCAAAUGCCCGUAACAAAAUUUUGAGCUGCAAAGGGGAGGCGACUGAGAUAGUCAACUUUAUAACCGGGCAUCCGGCACAAAAAGGCCACAAUAUACAGGGCACUCGUGCAACGACGGUGGAAGCAAUUCUUGGCGCUGUUUGGAUUGAUUCAGGAAUGAGCAUGCAUGCAGUGGAUUGUGUGAAAGACAAGUUUGCUAUCGACAAAUGA
This is a messenger RNA of Penicillium nucicola, 299 nucleotides long. RefSeq lists its product as uncharacterized. Gene Ontology annotation, biological process: RNA processing. The record is from RefSeq and is a predicted model, not a curated record. NCBI's taxonomy places the organism in Eukaryota, Fungi, Ascomycota, Eurotiomycetes, Eurotiales, Aspergillaceae. The coding region runs from base 81 to 299 and encodes 72 amino acids. Gene Ontology annotation, molecular function: ribonuclease III activity. The transcript has 2 exons.